UCUGAAGACCGCACAGAGUAUGGCCCAGCCCACUCCAGGGACCCCUCUUACCACACAUCGACUCCAAAACGUAGACCAGUUCCACCUCCACAUUUCGACCCAUGGUCUCUGGUGGACCCUCGAGCAACAACCCAGUUUCGAGACCAACCCCUUCGAUUAAAGUGUGACCUGUUGACCAGAUCGGAGGAGAGGAGUCAAAGUAUGAGUCCCAUAAGCCACAGUAAUGUGCUGCGCAGCGACGACUCCUGGCUCAGAGACACGAAGACGCUACCCGGGAAACGAGACCAAGAACCUCUGUACUGUGAC
This is a messenger RNA of Lymnaea stagnalis (great pond snail), 306 nucleotides long. Lineage: Eukaryota; Metazoa; Mollusca; Gastropoda; Lymnaeidae. The record is from the annotation of a GenBank genome assembly.